Molecule: messenger RNA, 1896 nt
Organism: Oreochromis niloticus (Nile tilapia)
Lineage: Eukaryota; Metazoa; Chordata; Actinopteri; Cichliformes; Cichlidae
Gene: rasl11a
Product: RAS-like, family 11, member A
Exons: 8
Coding region: 530-1297 (255 amino acids)
Molecular function (GO): GTP binding; GTPase activity
Source: RefSeq, a predicted model, not a curated record
UCAGCUCCCAGAAGUUUCAGGAUGUCUGAUUCCAGGCCGGGAAGUGGAGCUCGAUUUAGACCGGUCUCACGGGAAUAUUAUAGGGGACGGUUCAAAGUCUACAUCCCUCCCUCUCUGCCUCUUUCUGCUCUCAGUCAGAGGCAUCUGGAAUCGCUGCGGAUCGGAAUCCUUUUCUCUUUUUUAUUUGUUUCAGGCGUCAAAAGAGGGCAGGGAUGCCUGUUUGUGAAGUGAGUGAAAAGGAUCCACGAAGCUUUUUACUCAGUGGAGGAAAACUUUGAACUGGAACUGGGAUACUUGGAAGAUAAUUUGGAUUUUUUUCGGAUAAAAUAGUUUUUCUAUGGUAAUUUCACAACACGUUUAAAGCUGCUAGAAGCGUGAAUAAUCCACAGGCUACCUCAGGAGGUCCGGUGUCCUCUCUACAGAGAUAUUAUGUGCGCACUGGAGUGAUUUUUCCCCUCUCUGGAUCCAGGGAUUUGUUUUUUAUUUUUCUAGUGAGAGCAGAGCUGAGCUGAGGGCAGAGGGGAGCUAAAUGCGGCUGACUGGCGACCCUGCACCGGGAACCAUGAACAGCAGCGGGUCUGGCAACUUUCUGCUGGUCCCCAUACCGGAGUACCCCCUGCUGGACUGCGUGCCCAACAAGACGGUGAAGAUUGUGGUGCUGGGAGCGAGCAACGUCGGAAAAACCGCUUUGAUUGUUAGGUUUCUGACCAAGAGGUUCAUUGGUGAUUAUGAAGCAAACACAGGGGCACUCUACUCCCGAAAGGUCACGCUGGAGGGUGAGGAAGUGUCGCUUCAGAUCCAGGAUACACCCUGUGUCGCUCUGCAGGAUGAUGCCGAGGGUCUGUACUGUCAGGAGCAGAUCAACAGGUCAAUCUACUGGGCGGAUGGAUAUGUGCUGGUUUUCUCCAUCACAGACCACAACAGCUACAGAACCAUCCAGCCACUGUACCAGCAUGUCAGACGUAUACACCCCUCUGGAAACAUACCGGUUAUAUUGGUUGGCAACAAAAGUGACCUGCUCCGAGCCCGACAAGUGCCUGCAGAUGAAGGCGAGACGUUAGCAGCUUCAUUAGGAGGAGUUUACUUUGAGGUCUCAGCCAGAGAAAACCACGAAGGAGUCCAUGCUGCCUUCCUACAUCUCUGUCAGGAGGUGAUCCGGGCACUGGGAGGAGGGAAUGGGGAGAAGAGAAGAGGAGGACUCCACCUGGCCAGACCCAAAUCUCCCAACAUGCAGGAGCUGAAGAGGAGGUUCAGGCAGGUCCUCUCCUCCAAAGUCAAAUCAGCCACAACCAUCUGAGUGCAGGACGGGCUGAAAAAUGACAACCUGCAGCCGGGCACGUGGCGGAAAUAAAAGCUAAAACGCCAAAGAAAAAAAAUAUCACAAGAAGAGUUUUAUGUUUGGAGAUCUGGAGCCAUUACUGGCAUGAAAAGACAUGGUGUGUGUGGUGAUCAAAGCUUCUCGAAGAGCACAAGGAGUCCUGAUCAGAUGUAUGAAACGUAAGCCUUUCUGGCAGACGAGCUCUUCUGGAAGAGCUCUGCGGUCAACACGACCUCUUUCCAGACUCGAGUACAGCAAAGACGCUGCCCAAAGCUGAAAUGACAGAUACAGCCAAACAAACAGCUUGUGUUGUAUCAGAAACUUUGCAUGUUUGUCAUGAAAGGCAGCAGAACUUUCUGACACAUUUAUGUCUUAUUUCUUUCCGGUUAAAAGCCACAAAGUGAAUUAAACAUACCAAAAAGGAGCGAAGACGCAUCAGCUUUAUGCAGUUUGUUUUACAUGACUCAACAUCUCUUAUUUCAUCUCUCAACUGUGUUACAUUUUCAUUGUUUUGUUUUGGGUUUUUCCUUUUGGUUUUUUUUUUACUUACUGGGGAAUAAAAUGUUACUCAAAACACA